AUCGUGUGGUCUGACCAUGCUCCACUACACUUAAAACUACGAGACAAUGACCCACACAGAGGCAAACCACCUUCGCGCCUCAACGACUCCCUUCUAAACGAUGGCCCCUUUGUACAGCAACUCACAAAACAAUUACAAACGUACUUUGAAACCAACAACACACACAACAUAGGCCUAUUCUCUGCCUGGAAGACCCACAAACCAUUAAUCCGAGGGUUGUUGGUCAGCCGAGCAUCCUAUCUCAAAUGCACAUCUCAACGAGAGCAGUUAGACCUUCUCCGCAAACUGAGGGACGUCACCAAUGCCUAUCUAAUCAACCCAAAUGAUAAACAAGUGCAACUUAUAGUGGACACAACCAACCGCAUCAAUGAAAUUACCUUAUCUGAGACAGCACUCAUUUUUACCAAACUAAAAUUAAAGACAUAUACACAAGGUAACAAAGCAGGGAAAACACUAGCAGGCAAGAAACUACACAAUCCACAAGAUAUAAAUGAUGAAAUGGCGGCGUAUUACCAUUCACUUUACAACCUUAAAGAUGAUAACACCUUGCACCAACCAUCCGACCAAGACAUCGCAGACUUCCUGAACUCAACCACACUGCCGACACUGACGCUAGCACACAUAGCAUCCAAAACAAAAAAUCUUAGACACAAUCCAAUCUCUCCCCACAGGGAAGUCCAGAUGGUCUCACAAACUACUUCUAUAAAAGAUUUGUGA
This is a messenger RNA of Pelobates cultripes (western spadefoot toad), 717 nucleotides long. The record is from the annotation of a GenBank genome assembly. Lineage: Eukaryota; Metazoa; Chordata; Amphibia; Anura; Pelobatidae.